CUCACCCAAAACAAGUCCCGUGGCUGGUCUGAUCCCUGACUCACUCUCACCCCGACUCCACCCCUUGGGGGUGCCCAGCCCUGACCUCUCACCCGACUCCCUAGACCCAGAGCAGGAAGUUCCCUCGUGUGGUGGACUUUGGGGUGGCACACGCAUGUAAGCAGGCUGUGUGGGGGGUGACAAGCUAGGCUGAGACUGGGGGUGCUCCUCGGAGGGGCCCUUCUGGGAGGCCCACCUGAGCACUCAGGUGCCACUGGGGCCUUAAAUAGGGUUAGUGAGCGGAUCUGUUUCUGGAAUGGCUGCCCCAGCAUCCCAGGGGCUGCCAGGGGGAGGUUUUACCCAGGACUCCAGCACCCCAGACCUGCCCAGGCUGUGGAAACCCACACUGACCCCCCAGCCUCACCCCAGGCUCUGAUGUCUCACCUCUGACUUCCUGCCCUCCGCUGCCCAGCCUGCCAGGGCGAGGACGGGAGGCCAGCCAGUCCCGAAGGCCCCAGGCCACGCCCCCGGCCUAUAUGACUUCGAGUAUAUAAAUACACCUGCCGAAAGCUGACACCCAGAGAACUCACACCUGCUCCGGACAGGGCUCUGCGUUUGGAAGAGCGCACGCAUCCCCCUGAGCCCCGCUUGCCUGAGACAGAGCAGAGGGCACGCCUGCCAGACCAGUGCCCCCAGGAAGGACAGCUGCUGGUAGUCAGCCCCGUGGAGGGACACCUGCCAGGUGGAGCACAGGUGGGCCCAGCCCAGAGAAGAGGGAGCGAACACAGCUGGACAGGAGAGCUCGGAGCCUCACAGCCUGGUGGUGGCUAGCCAAGAGGACCAUGCUCAGGCCUUGCUGACGACCCCCGGCCACCAGCUCAGAGUCAUGUCGUCAGGCCAGCAGGUGUGGCAUACAGCCACGCCGGCCCCCGGUCGGCCCAGCCCUACAGCCACGGUGCCCAGGUCCCCCAGCACCCCCGGCUCAGAGAAGGUGGCCUCCCCGCUGGAGUGCUCCAUCUGCUUCUCAGGCUACGACAACAUCUUCAAGACGCCCAAGGAGCUCUCCUGCACACACGUCUUCUGCCUGGAGUGCCUGGCACGGCUGGCGGCCGCCCAGCCAACAGGCCGGCCCGGCAGCGAGGCUGUGCCCUGCCCGUUCUGCCGGAAGCCCACGGCUGUGCCGGCUGCCGGGGCCCCCGCCCUGCGCACCAGCCGCCAGCUGCAGGCCAGGAUGCCGGCACACCUGCGUCGGGAGGAGCCCGUGUGGCUGGAGGGCACUAAGCUGUGCUGCCGCCCGCCGCCCUCCACACCCGGCCUUCCAGCGCCUGGCUUCGUGUGUGUGGAUGUGGGCCUGAGCAAGCCUGCGGAGCCCACUGUACCCACACCCGCCCCGCGCCCUGCCCGCCGCCAGGGCCGUCUGGCCCGCUGCUGGGCGCGCUGCAGGGACUGGAGGCGCGUGGCGCUGGUCACGGCCCUGCUACUGGUGCUCUCCUGUGUGGUGCUCUGGCCCGUACAGUGCGCGCUUAAGACUGGGAACCUGCACUGCGUCCCCCCGCCCUCUGCCGCCAUCACCAGCGCCGCUGCCUUCUCUCCUGGGCCCGUGGCCGACCGCUAGGCUCAGUCACCCCUGCCCCAGCUCCAGGUGUGGUGGGUCUCUGGCCCACAGUUCGGGUCACAGGUGUGGCAACCCCAGAGGGGCCCCAACGUCUCUGAGGACCCCAUAUACCCAUUCAGCUAGCCUUCCCCCUACUCUGGGGGGCUGGAUCCUGAUGGCACGGACAGGAGGGUCCCUGAAGCUUCCAAGAAUCACAGGCUCCCAUGGGUCCCAGAGACCACCUCCCUAACCCCCCAUCACGGAGAGACAGCCUUGAUGAGGCCCCCUCUGUAUUCACUGUGAAUUACCUGCAUUAGCAGCCCUUUGCUGAGAAGGGAUGGCACUCACCAUCUUUAUUUUAUUUUCACAUUUCAC
Callorhinus ursinus (northern fur seal) is the source of this 1948-nucleotide messenger RNA. It is a transcript of the gene RNF223, whose product is annotated as ring finger protein 223. Gene Ontology annotation, biological process: protein ubiquitination. Gene Ontology annotation, molecular function: ubiquitin protein ligase activity. NCBI's taxonomy places the organism in Eukaryota, Metazoa, Chordata, Mammalia, Carnivora, Otariidae. The record is from RefSeq and is a predicted model, not a curated record.